AUGCUGUCAGACCUGGAGGUGGGGGGAGGUGCAGCCAUGUCUCAGCAUCAGGAGAGUGAGCUGCUGGAGCUCGAGGAAGAAGCUCAGGAACCAGGAGAGGCUGAGAGCCUGCAGGAUGACCCUCUCCUGAAGCUGCCCUGGGGUGAAAUGUUGGAGCAGGUGACACCACCCGCCUCUCCCCCCACCAAUCCCUGCCCCUCUGUCCUUGUGGGAGGAAACCAGGAGGAAGCUGCUCCUGGCACCCCCGGGGCUCCACAGUGCCCUGCUGUGGUCAGCUCCUCCCCCAGAGUGCUGGCUGCACCUCUGAACAGCCCGUGCCAGGAGAUGAGUGCCAGCAGCCAGGGAGCAGAGCAACCCAGCACUUCCCAAGAGGCAGCAGAAGCCCAGGCCCCACCCCAAGCAGAGCUGCAUGGGAAGAUGGCAGACCUGGUGUGGUUCUUGCUCCUCAAAUACCGUGCCAAAGAGCAGACCAGCCGGGCAGAGAUGCUGAGAGAAGUCCUUCCAAACGACCAGGGGCACUUCCCUGAGGUCUUCAGUCAAGCCUGCGAGUGCAUGCAGGUGGUCUUCGGCAUAGACGUGACCAAAGCAGAGCCCAGAGGCCACACCUACGUUCUGAACACCACGCUGGGCCUUACCCACAAUGGGCUGCUGAGCCCCGAGGAGACCAUGCCCAAGACGGGCCUGCUGGUGUAUGUCCUGGGUGUGGUCCUGCUGGAUGGCGACUGCGCCUCCGAGGAGCACGUAUGGAAAGCUCUGAAUGGGAUGGGGGUGUAUGCGGGGAGCAAACAUUUCAUUUUUGGGGAGCCCAGGGAGCUCCUCACCGACGUGUGGGUGCGGGAGCAGUACCUGGAGUACCGGCAGGUGGCUGGCAGUGAUCCCCCCCGCUACGAGUUCCUGUGGGGCCCCCGGGCUCACGCCGAGGCCAAUGUUGUAGACGCACCCAGGAAGCUGCGUGAGCGGGAGCAGACCAGCCCCACGGGCGGAGCGCAGCUCACGGCCCUCUGUGUCCGAUGCUCCCAUCUGCACGCCCAGCACACAGGUGUGCAGAAGCAUUCAGAUAUGAACGCACCCUGCACACUCAACCACACAGCCAACACCCGCUGGCAGCGCAGAUUCACCUGCAUCCGGGCCCACAGCCACACCCACGCAGCUCACCAGGACUACGCAGACCAGGGGCCUGGCGCACUCCAGCUGGACUCAGAGUCUGAGAUCGAGGUGCUGGCUCCUUCCGGAGUGAUGGAACCUAUCGCAGGCCCCUCCUACUCCCAGCAGCCUGACCGCUCUGCACGACUCGCGGCAACUCUGCGACCCCACUGCUGUGCGUUAAUCAUUAACACCGAGUUCGACGUGGACUCUGCAGGCAGCCGCGAGGAGGCAGCAGCUGGGGAAGGGCUGGGCAGUCUCUUCGGCUACCACCGAGGGUCCUUCACGGGGGUCCAGCUACAGAUGGGCUGGUGUGGAGAUGUGCCCAAGGUGGCUUCCUCCCUCCGCCUGCAGGACAACCAUCCUGUGGGGACCUGUGACCAGCUGGCCCCUCCUCCAGCACCAGCAUCUUCACCAAAGGAGGCUGCAGAGGCUUGA
Condylura cristata (star-nosed mole) is the source of this 1581-nucleotide messenger RNA. RefSeq names its product melanoma-associated antigen 8-like. Gene Ontology annotation, biological process: negative regulation of transcription by RNA polymerase II. The transcript is spliced from 7 exons. Gene Ontology annotation, cellular component: nucleus. Bases 1 to 1581 code for a protein of 526 amino acids. The record is from RefSeq and is a predicted model, not a curated record. Lineage: Eukaryota; Metazoa; Chordata; Mammalia; Eulipotyphla; Talpidae.